AUGUUCCCAGUAUUGAUAACAACCUAUCUAAUUCCGAAAUUCAUUGGACCUGAAAGUUUUGAAUAUAUAGAGACUAACUUUAGGGCUCAUUUACUUUCAAAACCAUAUUGUGACUCACGUCCAGAUGAGUGUCGAAUAUUAAUGGAUUUAAAUUAUGGAGAUCCUAAAGCUUUGAGAAGGAAAUAUUAUGCACCUUACGAGGCUUACUAUCUUCGUCACUAUACGAUUGAAAUAUGGGAUGAGUACGUGCUUAAGUUAAUAACAAUGUAUCCCUCUAAGAAAUUGGUAUUGUUUAUUGCCACAAGUUUAUACGAGCUAGAUAAUGAAGACGAAUUUUUUGCUCAAUUUGUAGUAGGAAUGGAGAUUUUGUUGGGGAUUUUUGAUUCAAUGGCAUAUCAAGUAGUAAAAGGAGUAAUUGUUUCAAGGGUAUGGAUUCUCCUUAUUCUUGCAGGAAUAUUCACAGUAAUAGAAACCUGGGGUGCAGUGUUCAAGACUUUACGUAUUAUACUUCGGAAUACAAGUUCUGUUUAUUAG
Hemisphaericaspora subhashii is the source of this 534-nucleotide messenger RNA. RefSeq lists its product as uncharacterized. Lineage: Eukaryota; Fungi; Ascomycota; Pichiomycetes; Serinales; Debaryomycetaceae. The transcript has a single exon. The record is from RefSeq and is a predicted model, not a curated record. The coding region runs from base 1 to 534 and encodes 177 amino acids.